AUGCCCUUCAACUUCUCGAUCCCGACUACCCUCCUUUUCUUGCUCAUCAACGUCCUCUCAUUCCUUCCACUCCCAGCCCGCGCUCAAUCCAGCACCGCACCUAGUAAUCUCCCUCAAAUUGAUUAUACCCGGAUGGGAACGGUUACCCUCACAGGAUCUUUUGUAGGAUUGGACUUUUACACCAACUCUUCUGCUUCAUUAGGAGCGUUCUCUACGACGGAAGGAGAGGGCGAAGGGGAUGUUCUGGUUGCCCGAGGCGGAGAUAACGGGGCAAGGGUACUGGGGAGAACGGAUGCUGGGGGGUCGAUCUAUGCGAUCUGCAGUACCUCAGCUUCGUCCGGAAGUGAUGGGGAUGGGGAAGAGGUCUAUGUGGGGGGGAACUUUACUCGGUUCGGCGAGGUUGAUAUCUCAACGGAUGUGGGCUUGGGGUUGGUCAGGGUGUUCGUGCCGAAAGAAGACGGAGGAGAGGUCAAGGUUACGCCCGUGACUCUGAGUUCGGGGGUGCAAGCAGGACCGGGAGGAGGAAACGGGAUGACGGGUGUCAGGGCGCUUUACUGUGACGAGGACAAAGUCUGGGUCGGCGGUUCUUUCGGCAACAGCGACACCUCCAAUGAUGAUGAAGCGAACAACGUUCUCAUCUUGGACCCCUCUUCUAUGCAACUCUCCCUCCCUCCCUUUUCUGGCCUGAACGGAUCCGUCAGCUCCAUCACCCCUUCAUCGACUCCCGGCGGGUUGAUCUUCUCCGGGUCGUUCUCGACUCUCUUCCGUACGGACGGACUGAACACGACCACAAACUCGACUUCCAACUCGACCACCGUGACUCUGGACGAGGUCUUGCAAGCUUACCCGGGAGACGCACCUCAGGGGACGAUCACAACCGGGUUUUCUCGGUACCUCACCCCUCUCUCGCUUACGAACGCUUCGAUCGACGCUGGGCCAACUAGGGACGGGUCGGCCAGUGUCAAGGAUAUCACUUGUCCCUCGGGAGCAGGGCAGGCGGGUUAUUACGGACGAGAUGGGAGUGCGGUCAAGGUGACGGUCAGGUUGUUCAGGGAGUUGAGGGCGUUGGGAGUGAGGUUGGGGAAUGGAUUGGAGGCGGGAAGGGGGACCACUGCAUUUAGGGUGGUUACUAUCCCGGAUAACACUCAGCGAACCUUGAUCUACACCGACCCAGCCACAGGAUCGAAUGCCACUUGUUCGGAUUCCUGUCCCUUAUCCACCAACUCCAGCAUCGCCGCCCAGGAUUUCCUAUUCUCCGAGGGAAUGGAGAGUAUCACCGGGUUUCAGGUCUACCUGGAAGGAUGGACCGGGGACGGGGCGGGGUUGAGUCGGUUGCAGUUGUUGUCGAGCGGAGGGACCGCCUCGGCCGUCUCUGGCGACAAUUAUCCGGUGUGUCAGUCAGAUUCUGGGUCGACGUCUGCCUCAUCCAACGUGGAGAAGACCGGACAGUGGACGGAUAGACAAGUGGACACGUCCAUUUCGGGAACCGUUCAGUCCGUGUCUGUCGCCAGUGUACCCAAUGGAUCGGGCGACCGACCGAGUACGACCUGGUACCCUUAUAUCGCGAGCUCGGGAAACUAUUCCGUCUUUCUCAAUAUCCCUGGGUGUCAGAGGAUGGGAGAUUGCGAUUCCCGGACGAGCGUUGACGUCGGCGUCUUUCCCUACGCGGGGAGUUUGGGGUAUACGAGCAAUAUCGCCCAAACGGUCGAUGCGGAUACGCGCGAGUUGAUCUAUUCCGGAUAUAUGCAAGCUUCGGAGCAGGGAAGCUUCCAGUCGACCGUCCGUUUGGCGCUGGCAGCCAACCCGGGAGGGACGAGCUCGGGAAGGUGGGAGGUCGUCGCUGGGAGCGUUACGCUCGAGUAUACCGCCGCAGUCACUCGGAACGGGACGAGCAUUCCCCUUGUUACCGGGCUCAACGCGACGGUCACUGUCAACUCGACCGAAUUCGGCAAUACGACCUUGGGCGAAGGCUCGACGAGGAGGUCGUUCGGCGUGUUCGAGUGGGUCGAGGGGGGUGCCGAGGUGGAUGCGACGAGGGUUCUGGGUAACGAAACCGAGACGGAUUUGACUAUGCUCGGGUUUGUCCUACAGAACGCCACGAGUGGAGAGAUAGACAACGCUAGCGUUAGGACGGUUGUGACUCUGAAUGACGUCGUCUACGCCGCCGGACAGUUCGUCGACCAAGGCAACUUUUCCAAUGUCGUAGCACUCAAGGAUGGGGCCGUUUCGAGCCUGGCUCAAGGAGGAUUGAACGGACUUGUCACCUCUGCUCUUGCUAGCGGUGAUCGAGUAUUUUUCGGGGGAGAGUUUACCGGGACAGCUGAAGGAUCGACUUCACUGAAUCGACUCGCUCGAUACGAUCCUUCGGACGAAAGCUGGUCUACGCUCGCGGGCGGAGUUGACGGACCCGUGUCCAGUUUGGAAGCGGGUUCGGGCGACGAGAUCCUGAUUGUGGGCAACUUUUCCAACACCAUCAAUUCGGAUGGAACCACCUCUACUACAGGCGGUUAUGCUGUAUGGAACACUAACUCCGAGUCGUGGACUACUUCUGGAAUCGUCGUCGGGACCGUCAACACCGUCUCUGUCGAUGGCGACCAGACGUAUCUCGCAGGGAGGGUUCAAGGUGUCAGCGAGAAUGCCGCUAAUGGAAUCGCUUACCUCUCAGGUAGUGGAGAGGAUGCUUCCAUUUCGGCUGGCAACAUUGACUUCGCCUCGAACACAACAAUGAGCAGCCCCAGCCGCAAGCGAAGUAUCCUGCCACACGGUCAUCCUACGCGUACAUGGAUGAACAGGUUCUCGGAGGCGCUCAGGAAACGGCAGGCCUCUACCCCAGCGAGCACUCCAGCUGGGAUUCCUCAAGUCAUUUCCGAAGCUCCGACUAUUUUGACGGCUGCUUACUGGACCAACAGCAGCGCUUCUGGCAGCCCUACCGUGACCUGUAUCGGUGGGAACUUUAGCCUUGCCGACUCUCGUGGCAUGUCUAUUGGGUUCUACAACCAGGAAAGCCGUACAACCACCCCGGUCAACGGUCAACAGCCGGAAGGAGUCGUGCGAAGUCUCGAGGUCAUCGGUGAUACGCUCGUCGUAGCGGGUAAUUUUGUGCUCGGCGAGCAAAACUCAAUCGCAUCGUAUGAUCUCGCUGGCAACUCGUGGAACAGCGCGGUACCAGGUUUGAACAACGGUACCGGCGCUGGAGACGUCUACGUCGUCCGCAAACAGCCCAAUGCCAAUAUGCUGAUCGCCGCCGGUGCCUUUACGACUGCCGGAUCGCUGCCUUGUGUAGGCGUUUGCGCAUGGGAUCUCGACACGGCGAGAUGGUCUGCGCUCGGCUCGGGACUCUCGCAUGGAUCCGUUCGGACGAUCGAGUUUGUCGAUCAAUCGCUGCUCAUCGCCGGAACAUUUGCCUUGUCGGACGGGACCUCGGCAUACGUUGCAAAGUAUGACUUCGAUUCAGCGUCCUGGACCGCUUUGGCGACAAGCGACCAGCUUUCAGGACCGGUCACUGCGAUGGCGCUCGACGACGGAGAUGUGGACAAGAUCUAUGCGGCUGGAGUCUCCGAUAACAAUGGCAACCCAUACGUACAGCGGUGGAAUGGUCAGAAUUGGGAGACGCAGGAACCUUCGCCGCUUGCCGGCACCCAGGUCUCAUCCAUGGUCAUGGUUCCGCUCGCUACCGAGUACAGCAAAAGCCAGAUGAUGGAGAACGAUCGGAUGCUCAUGGUCAUCGGCUCUCUGGUGCUUCCCAACUCGGGCAAUUCGACCGCGGCUCUUUAUGAUGGGCAGGAAUGGAUCCCUUAUCUGACAAGCGUCGGGCGUAACGGCAAUGGUGCCGGUGCCAGCGGCCUCUUCUUUUCGAUUCACGACUUCUCCUUCCACACUCGACACUAUUUGGCACUUGGUCUCAUCGUGCUGAUCGCUCUAGCCAUCUCGACGGGACUGAUCUUCCUUUUCGUCCUGCUCGGACUCUUAGUCUUAUUCUGGUGGCGACGACACCGCAAACAGCCUACACCCCCACCGGUCGUCACCACUCUCAUGGAAAAACGACCGAGUUCAGAGUUCGGCGACACCGACAGUCUUCGCUUGCGCCGGCUCGGGGCGAUUCAGCAGGCUGUCUUUGGAUCCUCAGCAGUGGCCGCGACAUCUUUCGCGGCGGCGAGCAAAGCUCAAUCACCUCGUGACACGGCCAACGAUGACACCCGCUCGUCAUUUGGCUACGAUAGCACGAGUCAAGGACACACGAUGGGUGUGCCGACAGAUGUCACGCAUGGGGAAUCAAGUUCGCCUUCCCAUAUGGGACGACCGACUACGGUUAAAUACAACUUCGAGGCCGUUGACCCGGCGGAACUCACGGUAUGUGAGGGCGACCACGUCAACGUCUUGGAAGAGGAUGAAUCGGAGCAGUGGUGGUAUGUACGGGACCGGGAGGGAAGGGAAGGCGUGGUCCCCGCCUCGUAUCUUUGGUAA
Molecule: messenger RNA, 4464 nt
Organism: Filobasidium floriforme
Lineage: Eukaryota; Fungi; Basidiomycota; Tremellomycetes; Filobasidiales; Filobasidiaceae
Product: cortical protein marker for cell polarity-domain-containing protein
Exons: 6
Coding region: 1-4464 (1487 amino acids)
Biological process (GO): positive regulation of establishment of bipolar cell polarity regulating cell shape
Cellular component (GO): plasma membrane of growing cell tip
Molecular function (GO): protein binding
Source: RefSeq, a predicted model, not a curated record